AUGGAUCUUAAGUCUGCGUCCAACUCUGUCGAGGAUUACCAAACCGAUUACCAGGCAACACGCACGACUGCCGAAAAUUCGCAGGCCACGCCCGCUGGCUACGAUUAUAAUGCCCAGCAGGUGAAUGGAAAUGGUGCCGUCGCACAAGGAGCAAGUGUAUCCGCGCCGCUAUUCCCCCAGCCGUUGCCCGUGCUGCACGAGGCGAGACAGCCGGAAAUCUUUCCGCCCGCCAGCUACAGCUAUGACUACGCCGUCAAUGAUCAGAGCACGGGCGACAUUAAGGAUCAUCGGGAGACACGCGAUGGUUAUUCGGUACGCGGCUCGUAUAGCCUCAUCGAUCCCGAUGGGUACAAGAGAACCGUCACCUAUACGGCGGACGAUGUGCACGGCUUCAAUGCUGUUGUCAGCCGGGUGCCCUAUGUGCUGAAGAAACUGGCUAUAGCUUCGUCCAAUGUGCAGCUCGACGGUCGUUCAGCCGUUGCCCAGGUUUCAGUGGACGCAGCGGCUAUCAAGUCCCUGGAUAAUUCGCUGAAAGCCAUCUCAGCCGAUAGUUAUGUGAAUGCGGCGAAUAAUCGUGACACGAAUGCUGGCAUCUAUUCCUAG
Messenger RNA from Drosophila navojoa, 603 nucleotides. It is a transcript of the gene Cpr23B, whose product is annotated as Cuticular protein 23B. The record is from RefSeq and is a predicted model, not a curated record. NCBI's taxonomy places the organism in Eukaryota, Metazoa, Arthropoda, Insecta, Diptera, Drosophilidae. Gene Ontology annotation, cellular component: extracellular matrix.